UGAGACUUCUGUCAAAAUAUUGUUCGGCUCUCUCUCUCUCUCUCUCUGUUUCUCUCUCUCUCUCUCUCGGACUCUGAGAUUUUAUUCGAAAUGGAAGACGAUAAAACCCUAAUCAAACAACAGCAACAAGAACCACAGGGGGAGCUCCAAGACGAGGAAUUUCGAAAAGAGUUUGAAUGCUGCAUUUGCCUGGAUCUUCUUUACAAGCCAGUUGUAUUAGGUUGUGGCCACAUUUCGUGUUUCUGGUGUGUCUUUAAGACCAUGAGUGCUUUUCAUGAGUCUUAUUGUCCCGUUUGUCGGCACCCAUUUAAUCAUUUUCCAAGUAUCUGUCAGUUGAUGCAUUUCUUGCUCCAGAAGUUGUAUCCUGAAGCAUAUGAGAGAAGGGGAAAACAAGUGGAAGAAGAAGAAAAGGAAGUUGGUUAUUUCUCACCUCAAUUUGAUAAUCCACUAUCUGGGUCACAUCGUAUUGAGGAGUCAAAUAUUCUGGGCAAUGUUCACUCAAAGAACUUGGAAAGUUGUUCUUCUGGGGUAGUACAAUCUUCCUCACUUGUAAAUACUUCAGGAACUAUGUUAGAUUAUGAAGUUAAUAUUACAAGCCCUGCAACAUCUCCAAAGAACGUUGAAGCUACUGGAAAUGCAGCCAUCCAAGAGGACUGUACGCGUGAUAUUGAUAUUGGAAAUGGAACUCACCAGAAGGUUUCUGUUUCUGAUCUGCUGUGUGCUGCAUGCGAGAACCUGCUCUUUCAACCUGUUGUUCUCAAUUGCGGUCAUGUAUUUUGUGAGUCCUGUAUCAACAUUCCAGCUGAUGGAAUUUCUAGGUGUCAGAUUUGUCAAAGCAUGCAUCCAAAGGGAUUCCCUAGUGUUUGCAAAAUUUUAGAGCAUUUCUUGGAGGAGCAAUACCCUGAAGUUUAUUUGCAACGACGAGUAACUUCAAUAAAAUUGCGUGAUCAUCAACGUGCUGGCCAGUCAUCGUCGACACUUUCUGAUGAUUACUUAUCUUGCUGUGCUGGGCAGAAAGUUCAUUACGGAGUUGGUUGUGAUUGCUGUGGGAUAUGUCCAAUUAUUGGGGAGAGGUACAGAUGCAAAGACUGCGUGGAGAAAAUAGGUUUUGACCUAUGUGGAGCAUGCAACAAUGCGCCUUUUAAUAUCACCGGUCGAUUUAAUCAGCAACAUAAACCAGAACACAAGCUUGAGCUUGUACCUCCAGGUGUUCUCUAUCGGAUUGAUGACGAUGGUGCCCUGUUUCAGGAAGACCUAGGAAUCGUCACUGCUGCUCCCAUUCCAGAAGAUCCAGAAAAUGGCCCUAGCGAUGUGCAAAAUGUUUCUCCUGCUUUUGUAUUCUCAGCUGAUAGCUCAGUAGAUCCGCAUGAUGAUUUGGAUGGCAGUGCUUUAUCAGACUCAAUGCAAGAAUGACAAGGUACCAACCAGCCUACAAUCUACUCAUAUUCAAAUUCCUGUCAAAUACAUUUACCCGAAAACAACAAAUCAUGUGUCAAGGUUUUUAUGGUUUGAUUUGUUGAAUGAGAAUUCCCUGAUUUGAAAUUGUUUCCGCAUGUUAAUAAUAUAUAUUUUACCGCUAAAUUCAGCACA
This is a messenger RNA of Malus domestica (apple), 1590 nucleotides long. RefSeq names its product E3 ubiquitin-protein ligase PRT1-like. Gene Ontology annotation, biological process: proteasome-mediated ubiquitin-dependent protein catabolic process. Lineage: Eukaryota; Viridiplantae; Streptophyta; Magnoliopsida; Rosales; Rosaceae. Gene Ontology annotation, molecular function: zinc ion binding; ubiquitin protein ligase activity. The record is from RefSeq and is a predicted model, not a curated record.